Molecule: messenger RNA, 2885 nt
Organism: Jatropha curcas
Lineage: Eukaryota; Viridiplantae; Streptophyta; Magnoliopsida; Malpighiales; Euphorbiaceae
Source: RefSeq, a predicted model, not a curated record
GGCUGUGAAGAAGCUAUGGCGUUAAAGUUUUGCUCUCUUUAUCAUAUCCCAGCUCUCUUAUGCUGGUGCUUUUGCUUCUUCAAUUCAAUCACUUGCUUUCAAAAUGAAACUGACAGAUUUGCUUUAAUAUCCUUUAAACUUGCCAUACAACAAGACCCAUUUCAAAUCCUCAGUUCUUGGAAUAAUUCGCUGCAUUUCUGCGAUUGGCAGGGCAUUUUUUGCAGUCGGAGGCAUUCUGGUAGGGUCAACGCCUUGAACCUGAACUCGCAAGGCUUGGUAGGAUCACUCUCACCACAUAUUGGAAACCUCUCCUUUCUUAAGAGUAUCGAUUUGGUCAAAACAAUAGCUUUUAUGGGCGAAAUUUCCCACCAGGAAAUAGGUCGUUUACGGCGCCUAGAUCAUUUAACACUCAGCAAUAAUUCUUUAGCGGGAAGAUACCGGCAAAUUUGUCAGUUGCUCGAACCUUGUGUAUUCUUGCAUCUCAAUCACAACAAGUGCAGGGUUAACAUCCCCUUCCGAACUGGGCGUUUUUAAUGAAAAAUUGAAGCUUUAGGUUUGGGUCAAAAUAAUCUCAAUGGAAGGAUUCCUCCUUCCAUUGGGAAUCUUUCAUCUCUUUUACAAAGGCUUUCUUCUUGCCAUUCGAACAAGUUUACUGCGACCAAUCCAAUUUUCACUGUUAAAUGCUUCCUCGCUUUGAUAAUUUUGAUUUUAUCUGAAUUUUCCUUUAAUCAACUAGAAGGUGACUUAAGUUUCAUUGAUUCUCUGACUAAUUGCUCUAAUUUAAUCCAUAUGAACGAGAAUCUAAUUUUCUUAGUGGGUCUUUAACCCAAUUCCAUAGCAAAUCUCUCCAAAGAAAUGGACACUUCAGUCUAUCAAAAACAUCAGUUUCAAGUACAAUUCCUAUCGGAGUUUCAAAACCUCAUCAACCUGCGACUUUUGUUGUUAGCAAUAAAUUACCUCACUGGCCCUAUUAUACUUAAUUUUGAGAAAUUGCAACUGCUGCAAGUGUUGGACUUGGGGAGCAACGGAUUAACAGGAACUUUGCAUCUUCAAUGGUUAAUUUUAUAUUAUGUUGAGUCUUCUCUAUUACAGUUGAAUAAUCUAAGGAAGCAUUCUUCAAAUCUGGAAAAUUGCCAUAAUUUGAUUGAUUUGGAUCUAUCACAUAAUAGUCUCAGUGGUUCAAUACCAAAACAGGUCAAAAUUGGUUCUUUCCUCUCUUUCAGUUUCUCUCAAUUUAUCUGCCUAAUGCACUUAGUGGUUUCUUUCCAUUAGGAAGUUGGCUUCUUGCAAAAUCUUCGUCAAAUUGAUUUCUCCAAUAAAUUAUCUGGCAUGAUUCCAAACACCAUUAGCAAGUGUUUGAUUUUAGAAGAGCUUCAUCUAGAGGGAAAUUCAUUUGAAGGGAAGAUACCUCAGUCAUUUAGUGCUUUACAAGGUUUAAGGAAGCUCGAUAUUUCAAGCAACAAUUUUUCAGGAGAAAUUAUGAAUUCAUUAGCCGACCUUAAAGAGUUGAACUAUUUGAAUCUAUCUUUCAACCAAAUCCAAGGAGAGGUUCCCAAACUUGGAGUUAAACUUGGAGUUUUUCUAAAUGCAAGUGCAGUGUCACUACAAGGAAACAAUGGUCUGUGUGGAGGUAUUGCUGAAUUCAAGCUUCCUUUUUGUCCUUCCCCCAGCUCCAAGAACAAAGAAUCCUCUGCAACGAAAGUAAUAAUCCCUGUGGUUCUCAGAAUAUUUCUGGCUGUUUUGGUGUGUGUGUUAAUUAUUUGGUAUUGCAAAAGAAAUCCUAGAAAGAUGAAUCUUUCUAGACCAUCAUUUCAAUACCAAUUUUUGAGAAUAUCUUAUGCAGAAGUCUUCAAAGCAACAAAUGGAUUCUCUAUAGAAAACAUAAUUGGUGUUGGUACCUAUGGCUCUGUCUAUAAAGGAUUUCUUGAACAGGUAGGAAUAGACGUGGCGAUCAAAGUUUUAAAUCUGCAACGAAGAGGAGCUUCAAACAGUUUCAUGUCAGAAUGCCAAGCUCUCAGAAAUGUUAGGCAUCGAAAUCUUUUGAGGCUGCUCAGUGUGUGUUCUAGCAUUGACUUUGAAGGUAAUGAUUUUAAAGCUUUAAUAUAUAAAUUUCAUUGGCCAAUGGGAGCUUGGAGUGGGAGCUUGGAGAAAUGGUUGCAUGCACAGAAUGGAAUAGAAGGAGAAUCAAGAUAUCUGAAAUUAAUAGAUAGAUUAAACAUAGCCAUUGAUAUCGCUACAGCAAUAGAGUAUCUUCAUAAUGGAAGCUCAACAACAAUCAUACAUGGCGAUCUAAAGCCAAGUAAUGUUCUAUUGGAUGAAGAGAUGAUUCCUCAUAUUGGAGAUUUUGGGCUGGCUAAAAUUAUCUCCGCAAUAUCUGAUGAGGCUCCAUCCAGCAGUUCGAUAGCUAUUAAAGGAACUAUUGGCUAUGUUGCUCCAGAUUAUGGAAUGGGUGGUAGAAUAUCAGUAGAGGGAGAUAUAUAUAGCUAUGGGAUUUUAUUAUUGAAAAUGUUUACAGGAAAGAGACCAACCGCUAGUGAUUUUCAAGAUGAUUUAAAUCUUCAUACUUUUGUUGAGAGAUCUUUUUCAUAUGAAGUAAUGGACAUUGUGGAUUCAAGAAUUCUAUCCGAAGAGGAAAGAUGGUAUUUUGAGGAAGGCAUUGUUUCUAUACUAAAAGUUGGACUCGCAUGUUCAAUGGAACAACCAUGUUCAAUGGAACAACCGCGAGAAAGAUUACCAAUCCCCAACGCAAUAAAUGAAUUGCGGAAGAUCAAGAGCAAUUAUCUAAAGAGAAGGCUAGAGCAAGAGCAAAGGAAUACCUACCAAAUUGGAGGUCCAAGCGCUCCUAACCAUUAGUGCUGGCUUAAGUUUUCAAAUAAAAAAUAAGU